AUGGUUGCCAUUAAGUGCACGAUUCGAUUCUACGCUGUCUUGGCAUUUCUUUUCGCUUUCGUUGUUGCUGAUGAUAAAUCACCAGUAGAUGAAGUUUAUGACCCAUCUGCAGAAUACGAUCCGUCGAACAAUUAUCGCCCACGAAACAUAACUGGCCUAGGGGACUUUUAUAGCUGGGUUGGAUCUUACUAUAAUGCAACGGCAGAGGUAGAGCUUGAAUUCCUCUUCAGCUGGCAAUAUGGCGGGCCAUUAUGUCCUGUGUGGCAGAAUUACACCCAUACCGCCAAAUUCGAUGCCGUUCUGAGUAUCAUCGAAAGAGGCCACUGGAAUGCAGGAAAUAACUCCAUCAUCUUCUGGCUGACACUUCUCCCACAAAAUUCGCCGUCGUUUAAUAUUUCCAGCUUAACAUACGAAGAUAUGACCAAUGGGAAGGACUUCGGUAUAUCGUAUCCCAUUCUAUCUAACUCUUUAUAUGAGCAUAGAUACUAUCGCCCCGAGAACAGCAGAACAUCACCUCCUCGUUAUGGCUCGAGCCUUGAUCUUUUUGACUUCACUACCAGCCAGAUGUCUGAUGGAGCUUACAAUACCAGUGGUACGGUUCUCCGCCAAUGUGACCGCGAAGGCCAUAUAUCAAGUUUUGCAAACUUUAGCAGCAUGCCAGUCUGUGAUUCCACCACACAGACCGACGACGCCGGCCUAUGGAUCUUGAACAGCCCAUUUUGGAAUACCGAGGGCGGGGAUGAAUUUCAAUACCCUCAUAUCAGCAUUCAUUUCGAUGAUAAAACCGCAAGUCUUACUCUAGACGCUUCUUUUCACUUGGAGCCGUAUAUCCAUCCCAAUCAGACAAGAAGGGGUCCUUCCGCCCAAGGUUUCUUACGUGUCCGCUUCUCUGGUGUCCUGGAUGAAUAUCACUCUGACACGCUGAACCUGAAUGGUAGUACGCCUACAUGGUUGCGGACAGUUGGAUUCUCAAAUGACUCUUCCAAUAUUGGAUACUCGGAGACUUCCGAGAGUUCAGCAGAGAAGUUGAAUCUCGGACUUGCAUUUACUUUGAUAGGAAUUACUACGUUUGUCAUGAUAACAAUUCUAUAA
Molecule: messenger RNA, 1092 nt
Organism: Fusarium venenatum
Lineage: Eukaryota; Fungi; Ascomycota; Sordariomycetes; Hypocreales; Nectriaceae
Source: RefSeq, a predicted model, not a curated record